AUGCAUGGGCCAAGCGGGCGCGCUCAGUCAUGGUCCGUCUUCGAUCGCCGCCAGCCUACUCCAACCCCCAUCGCUUCUUCCCCCGCUCCCUUCUCCUACCCGGUGGAAGGCCCCUCUCGCUCUUCUUCCGUUGCCUACUCCUCCCCACAGAGCGGCCCCCGUUUCAAGACCGUCAUUCACCCCGAGCAAUACGACGAACGAGAGCUGCGCCAAAAGCUACUGCAGUCGCGAGCCCGCCUCCAGACGUCAUUUGACGCUAUCGCCGAAAAGUAUGGCUCGGUGCCGCCUGAGGAAGACGACGAAAUCGAUUUGUUCACGGGCAACGUUACCAAGAACCGUGGUCACCUUCUGGAACUCGAGCCACGACUCUUCGCCGAAGGUAGUGACUAUCAGGACGAGGCCGUGGAGGACGACCAGGACGGCAUCCGUCUGGACCAGCUUCGCCUGCACUCUGAGCCAGUCAGAGGCCCCGAUCAGAUUGAAUUCCCUGAAGAUGAGGAUGAGCUCGGCGACUGGGGUGACAAGUCUGGUCUAGAUGCGCAAUUCCCAGCUACUGAGAUUGAGCAGGAGUGGACUGCUGAAGACCUCGUUGACCUCGAAGAGUUCAUGCGGGCUGAGGCAUUGAGACGUGCGCGGUGUGGCGAGGAAGAGCUGGAAUACGAACGCUUCCAAGGUGCCAGUAGCUCACCGCUGCGAAAUCUCAGCCAGCUCGUGCUCGAGACAUCACCGGAGGUGGAGGAGGUGGAGGUGAUGGACGAGCCAGAACUGUAUGAAAACAGUCGCGUCCACUCGCAACGGCGAGUGACGCUCUUCAACUACCAGUUGCUCCCCCAGAAGGCACACCAGGCUAUUUCUCAAGCUUGA
Molecule: messenger RNA, 864 nt
Organism: Cutaneotrichosporon oleaginosum
Lineage: Eukaryota; Fungi; Basidiomycota; Tremellomycetes; Trichosporonales; Trichosporonaceae
Cellular component (GO): nucleus
Molecular function (GO): protein heterodimerization activity; histone binding
Source: RefSeq, a predicted model, not a curated record